Caenorhabditis angaria is the source of this 839-nucleotide messenger RNA. The record is from the annotation of a GenBank genome assembly. NCBI's taxonomy places the organism in Eukaryota, Metazoa, Nematoda, Chromadorea, Rhabditida, Rhabditidae.
AUGGUCACAGUUAUUCCGAAAGUAGUCAAUUCUCAAUACCAUCGAACAAAAUUUCCACCAACACUUUAUAUUAUGUCAAUGGUAAGUUUCCAACAAGAUCCAAAAUUAGGAAGACUGAUUAUAGAUUAUGUCAACCUGUUUAUUUUUACUCAAACCAAUUUUUUGUUCUUUUCAACAAUGUAAACCUAUGCCAAGUAUUCUAGAAGAUCCAUUACCCGUAAGUUAUAAAUAAUAUUCUGAGAAUAACUCAAUCAAUUGAAUAUUUCAGUAUGUUUCUGUGAUAACAGCUCCAAUAAUUUUUAUCAUUUCAUUAAUAUGGCUUGGGACGGCAUGUACUUAUCCGAGCAAUAACUGUACCCAAUCAUACAAUUUUAUGGUGAGUUUAGCUUUUCUCCGACCCUUUCUCAAUCAAACAUGAAAGUUUUGCAGGAGAUGCCAAGUGCUGUGUUUUGUUCAUUGAUAGCUGGAAUUAGUGCAGUUGUAGAAGUUCAUUUUUCUGUUAUAAAUCGAAUAACAAAUGAUCAUUUAACAGAACAAUGGUUUUUCUCUGCGGUUCGUUUUUUACCGUUUCUCAAAAUAUAGAGUAUCUUUAGAAUAGUAAAAACCGGGAAGAUUUUUUUAAAUCACAAAAUAUGGAACUUUGAAAAAACAAUUAUUACGGUGAUGUUCUUGAUCACGUAUUCGUUAGGAAUAGUUCAUGUAAAAAGAGUUGUGCAUUAGAGCGCAGUUUAUUUUUAUGUGUUGUGUCUUUCUUAAAGGUCCCAAACAACAUUUUCUUACAGAUGAUAUCUCUUGCGUUAUGCCUACUACAUGCAUUGGUCGCCUUUGCCCUCCAAUAA